This is a messenger RNA of Punica granatum (pomegranate), 3412 nucleotides long. Lineage: Eukaryota; Viridiplantae; Streptophyta; Magnoliopsida; Myrtales; Lythraceae. The record is from RefSeq and is a predicted model, not a curated record.
AGAAAUGCGAGUGAGCGAGAGAGAGAGAGAGAGAGAGAGAGUGACGAACGAUGAAGGACAAAGUCUUGUCUGCCCACUCCCACUGCGGAUUUGAGCUUCUCUGAGAGUGUUUCAUUUCAUUUCAUUUGAAGACGCCGAAAAGAACAGGUUCUCUCCUCAUCUAUACACCCGAUCAUCUCCGCGAGAAUGAGCAGCUCCCCGUGAAUGAGUCGCGGCUUCUCCGUGAAAUCUCGUAUUAGUACUCGAGGAAGCUAAAACAGAGCUCUAGUUUUUUAGCUUUGCAGGCCGAAAUGGAAGAUAUCAAGAACGAGAAUGUCGACCUGGAGCACAUACCAGUUGACGAAGUUUUUGAACAUCUAAAAUGCGCGAGAGAAGGUUUGACCGAAGAGGAAGCAAAGAAGAGACAGGAAGUAUUUGGCCUCAAUAAGCUGGAAGAGAAAAAGGAAAACAAGAUCCUGAAAUUCUUGGGAUUCAUGUGGAACCCCCUCUCCUGGGUUAUGGAGCUUGCUGCUCUCAUGGCUAUUGCUUUGGCCAACGGAGGGGGCGAACCACCAGACUGGCAAGACUUUGUAGGUAUAAUAGCACUUCUUCUGAUCAAUUCCACUAUAAGCUUUAUUGAGGAGAACAAUGCCGGCAAUGCCGCAGCAUCUCUUAUGGCCGGUCUUGCUCCUAAGACAAAGGUUCUAAGAGAUGGAAGGUGGUCUGAGCAAGACGCUGCAGUUUUGGUUCCUGGAGAUGUGAUCAGUAUCAAGCUAGGAGAUAUUAUCCCAGCAGAUGCUCGGCUUUUGGAGGGAGACCCCCUUAAGAUUGAUCAAUCUGCCCUAACAGGUGAAUCUCUGCCUGUGACAAAGAACCCUGGAGAUGGGAUAUUCUCUGGGUCUACUUGCAAGCAGGGAGAGAUUGAGGCUGUAGUAAUUGCCACUGGGGUUCAUACCUUCUUUGGAAAGGCUGCUCAUCUUGUAGAUAGCACCAACCAAGUAGGACACUUCCAAAAGGUAUUGACAGCAAUUGGCAACUUCUGCAUUUGCUCCAUUGCCACCGGCAUGAUCGUGGAGCUCAUAGUCAUGUACCCAAUUCAGCAUCGCAAGUACAGAGAUGGCAUUAACAAUCUCUUGGUGCUCCUUAUUGGCGGCAUUCCUAUUGCCAUGCCGACGGUCUUGUCCGUGACAAUGGCUAUCGGCUCCCAUCGACUGUCACAGCAAGGUGCCAUCACUAAGCGGAUGACAGCAAUUGAAGAGAUGGCCGGAAUGGACGUCCUCUGUAGCGAUAAGACCGGAACUCUUACUCUUAACAAGCUCACAGUAGACAAGAACCUGAUUGAGGUAUUCGCAAAGGAUGUGGACAAGGAUACUGUUGUUUUGCUUGGCGCCAGGGCAUCCAGGGUUGAGAACCAAGAUGCGAUUGAUGCUUGUAUUGUUGGAAUGUUGGGUGACCCAAAGGAGGCCAGAACCGGCAUAACUGAGGUGCAUUUCUUGCCCUUUAACCCUGUGGAUAAACGAACAGCCAUAACAUAUGUCGACUCCGACGGUAACUGGCACCGAGUUAGCAAAGGAGCACCAGAGCAAAUUAUUGAUCUCUGCAAACUCCGAGAGGAUGUUAGGAAGAAAGUUCAUGCCAUCAUAGACAAGUUUGCGGAACGUGGUCUUCGCUCCUUGGCUGUUGCCAAACAGACUGUACCCGAUAAAACCAAAGAAAGUGAAGGAGGACCAUGGCAAUUUGUGGGUCUCUUACCACUUUUCGAUCCUCCGAGGCAUGAUAGUGCAGAAACAAUCAAACGCGCACUUAAUCUUGGUGUAAAUGUAAAGAUGAUCACUGGUGACCAGCUGGCAAUAGGUAAAGAGACGGGUCGGAGAUUGGGCAUGGGAACUAAUAUGUACCCUUCAUCUAGCCUCCUUGGGCAGCACAAGGAUGAGUCCAUCGCCACUCUCCCUGUCGAUGAGCUCAUAGAGAAGGCGGAUGGCUUUGCUGGCGUUUUUCCCGAGCACAAGUACGAGAUCGUGAAGAGGCUGCAAGACAUGAAGCACAUAUGUGGAAUGACAGGCGAUGGUGUGAAUGAUGCCCCAGCUCUAAAGAAGGCUGACAUUGGGAUUGCUGUAGCUGACGCGACAGAUGCUGCCCGGAGUGCAUCUGACAUAGUCCUGACAGAACCGGGUCUGAGCGUGAUCAUAAGUGCAGUCUUAACGAGCAGAGCCAUCUUCCAGAGAAUGAAAAACUACACCAUCUAUGCUGUUUCUAUCACGAUUAGAAUCGUCUUGGGUUUUCUGCUACUUGCUCUCAUAUGGAAAUAUGAUUUCUCACCUUUCAUGGUCCUAAUCAUUGCCAUACUCAAUGAUGGAACCAUAAUGACCAUAUCAAAAGACAGGGUGAAGCCAUCUCCUGGUCCAGACUCGUGGAAGCUUCGGGAGAUAUUUGCCACUGGAAUUGUGCUGGGGACCUACUUAGCUGUCAUGACAGUUGUUUUCUUCUGGGCUGCUCAUAAAACUGACUUCUUCUCGGAUAAAUUUGGGGUGAGGUCAAUCAGGAACAACAGAGAUGAACUCACAGCGGCUGUCUACCUCCAAGUCAGUAUUGUGAGCCAGGCACUCAUCUUCGUCACUCGUUCCCGGAGCUGGUCAUGCCUUGAGCGCCCGGGUCUCUUGCUCGUGACUGCCUUCAUUGUUGCCCAACUGAUUGCAACUAUCAUUGCUGUCUAUGCAAAUUGGGGAUUCGCCAAGAUCCAUGGGAUUGGCUGGGGAUGGGCUGGGGUUAUAUGGAUCUAUAGCAUCAUCUUUUACAUCCCGCUGGAUUUUCUCAAGUUCAUCAUCCGCUACGCAUUGAGUGGGAGGGCUUGGGAUAACCUUCUACAGAAUAAGACUGCUUUCACGUCAAAGAAGGAUUACGGAAAGGGGGAGCGAGAGGCACAAUGGGCUCGGGAUCAGCGAACCCUCCACGGUCUCCAGCCACCUGACACCUCCGAACUCUUCAACGAGAAAAACAACUACCGAGAACUGUCUGAAAUCGCAGAACAGGCUAAGAGGCGCGCAGAGGUUGCAAGGUUGAGAGAGCUUCAUACGCUGAAGGGCCACGUCGAGUCAGUCGUGAAGCUCAAGGGACUUGACAUUGAGACCAUUCAACAGCACUACACCGUCUGAAUGGUGGGGGGAAACCAGCACAAGCGUUGUACGGCUGUUUGGUGACUCGAACUUUUUUCAUCGAGAAAACUGGCGGUAGAGAUAAAAGACUCUGGCGACUGAAGUUGCUGCAUUUGUUAUUUACUUCUCCUUUGCUAGAUAUGCAACAUGAGAAUAAUCCGACCAGUUUGGAUUGUCGGAGACAAACCAACCAUUGCUCUUAGACACGGGUACUUUUAUCAGUUCCGAGUGUAAUGGAUUUCUUCUUUAAUGAUGAUCUCUGUCCCUCCCAGUUUUGCGCC